This is a messenger RNA of Mizuhopecten yessoensis (Yesso scallop), 3125 nucleotides long. Its product is annotated as noelin-2-like. The record is from RefSeq and is a predicted model, not a curated record. The transcript has 2 exons. Gene Ontology annotation, biological process: signal transduction. Bases 429 to 1928 code for a protein of 499 amino acids. NCBI's taxonomy places the organism in Eukaryota, Metazoa, Mollusca, Bivalvia, Pectinida, Pectinidae.
UCGCAAUGGAAAUUUACGCGAAAAGGCGCCGGGAAAUAUUUACAUAGAAACACAGAACACUUUAUUUGGCUUUAUUUGGAGCCCUGAGAUGGAAAUGGUUUUGGAUCCUUUCAGAACCCCUCUAAUUAAUCGGCCCUACCGGUUACCACUACGGGAUAGGUAGUGAGUAAACUAGCAUGCUACUACUGAGCUCUUGUCUCAAGUAGCAGCGAUAUGGACGGGCUAAUUCCAGCUUUAUAUCUUAAGAGGGUUAUAAACGCUGUAGCAAUAAUUGCUCUCUACGUCUUCACGCCUCUCAUAUCCACUCUCAAUGGGUUCGUUCGUGGAAGUCGGUCCCGUCUUUUUGACGAUGUUGAUGGGAUUUAUUUAGCAUUCUUUUAGUUCAAUAUUGUGCUGGAAUAUUUUACAACUACGUCUGUUUUCCAGCGAUGGAGAACCAUGUUUUUAUCACCGUGAUCACACUCGGAUUACUUACAUCACCGACAUAUGCUGCUGAUGGCGGUUUUCCUAGCUUUAAGAUGAGUAAUGAUGAUUGUACUUACGAACUAAAUGUGAAAAAUAACCUGAUAAAUGUUUCGUGUGGCCGAAACGUGACCGUUCGUAUACACGAUAAAAAUGGCGUUAUUUCAAUGACAGGCCGGAAAUCGGACAGUCUGUGGUUUCAGAAUGGCGCCCGCACCGGCGGUGGAUUAUUUCGGCCAAACAAAACAUCAGCAAGCUUUGGUGUAAAUAACAGGGCAUCAUCUAAAUUGAAAGAUUCGACGACAAUUCUUAAACGAAUGAAGAAAAAGCUGGCAAUAAGACAGAGAAGCUUAAACAAUAUUACAACAGAUUUGAAAAAUGGUGACAUUGAGGUUCAGAACGACCUUUCGAGAUUGAGAGACUUACAGGCCGGGAACGCUCUUGCUCUGGAAAACGUUGCGGCAACGUUAACGAACCAGUAUAGGUUUUUAAGCAUGGCCAUGUUGGCUCAAAACGCCGAAAUGAAGUUGUUAAUAACAGCUAUGAGCUCACUGAUUGUGGCAACGCAAAAAUCGGUGCGGGGCAGCCUUGCCGUUAACGAUCAGCUACAGGAAGAAAUUGUUCUCCUAAACACAGCCCUUCAGAGGGCUAACAUUUCCAAACCCGAUAAAAAGAAAGAUUUCUGUCCAAGACACCUGGCAGCAAUUUUGCCCGGGGGCGAAGAGUUGCCCGUGGGUAUUGCACAGGGAGCGUUUAUGAAGGACCCUAUACCCGGGGGACAGAUAUGGGUGACCUACGGCUACAGUGACCUCAAUGAGAUAGCCGAGUUCGACUCCCAUCAGUCCUUCACCUUCGACACGGCUACAAAGAAACACACACUGCCGUUCUUCUGCGAGGGUACCGGUCACGUGGUCUUCAAAAACUGUCUGUACUGUCACAAAGUGAUGACGAAUAAGAUCGUCAAGUUUAAUUUAAUGGAGGGGCGUUGGGUUGGCGAACUGCCCCUCCCUGGUGGAGUCGGCUCCCACAAUACGUUCCCAUACGAGUCGGGCAUAUUUACCGAUGUAGAUUUCGCCGUGGAUGAACUUGGAUUAUGGGUAAUUUAUGCGACACAGACGUCAAGAGGCCAUAUCGUCAUCAGCAAAAUUGACGACCUGAAUUUCCUCAUCCUCCAGUCCUGGACAACGGACAUUGCAAAGAUGGACGUAGGUAAUGCAUUCAUGAUCUGUGGCGUCCUGUAUUGUGUGGAUUCGUACAAAAAGGUCCCGACGUUCAUCAGGUUCAUCUACGAUACAAAUAAUGGCGGUAAGCGGGUUUUGGCAGCAGGAGUUCUCCCAUUUAAAAAUUCCAUCAGUACCAACUACGCCCAAAACUACAUGCUGGACUACAAUCCUCUCGACGAGAAACUGUAUGCCUGGAACCAUGGUCGUAUCGAGAUCUACAGCCUGUCUCUCGAGGCCGACUAACUCCAGUAAUCAGCAAGAUCACGUGGGUCAAACAUAACAUCAUUUCUCGAAUAAUCAAAGCUCUCUUUUGCCUUUUUGAAUGAAAUCCCAUGAGGCAAUAGUAAAACCCUACCGCCACAUAUAAUAAUCCCAGAAUAUGAAAUAAACUCUGACAGCUCAACAAAGUAAAAAAAAGUGCAGGUCCUACAUGUGAUGUCUCUGGAAGUGUCUGAUUGUGAAGGUGAUCACAGCCGACUGAUACAGUUAAAAUUUAAUAUAUAAGGAUUAUUUGUAUGUCAUUCCCUAGCAAAAAUGAGCGCGAAUCCGGAUCAUAUAAAAAAAAAAACGUCUAUUCUGUUUACAGAUAUCAACGUGGGAUCAGCGGCUCAUCACUUCUCGUUGUACCUCAUGAAUGGCUGUUGUGUAUGACGUCACCUUCCCCACAGUACUGUACAAUAUGAUUUCAACUUGAUUUCAAAUCAACCAAAAUGAUUGUUUAUUCCUAGCUAAACAACAUCAAAGUUUGUUUAUGUAUGUAUUUCCCAACCUUAACAACCGAUAAUGCUUGUUUGCCCCUCCUAGUCUACCUAUUUAUUUGUUUUGUGGUAGCCAAUAUGUUUUGAAUUUUUCUCUUAUUUCAUAACCAACAUUUGUUUCAAUCCUAUAUUACCACACAGCCUAUCGUGUUUGUUCUUUUUACAUAUCCCCGAAACCUUACAUUGUUUUGUUUUUCAUUAUUAACCCGACUUCGGUUUGGAUGUCCUGCCAGCGCUGUAUACAUCGUGAAAAUUAGUUUAGUGUACGCAUUAGCUGGAAUGAAGAGACUGAUAAUUAUCCCUGUAUAAUCUCCCUUCUCACACUAGUUGUGUAUACCCCCGCAACGAAGUUAGGGGGAGGGGGGGGGGGGGUAUACUGGAAUCACCCUGUCUGGAUGUCUGUCUGGAUGUCUGUCCGUCGUCCAAAGUAACUUGUCCGGUGAACUCCUCCUUAACUCAUAGGUGGAUUUCAUUGAAACUUUGCAUGCAUGAUCGGUAUCUUAUGUAGUUGUGCACCGGCAUUUUAAUUUGGGAUUUCGACCCUUUUUGAUGGAGUUAUGCCCCUUUGUGCGAAAUACUUGUCCGCGCAACUCCUCCUAAACUAAUAGGUGGAUUUCAUUGAAACUUUGCAUGAAUGAUCGGUAUCUUAUGUAGUUGUGCACCGGCAUUUUAAUUUGGGAUU